This is a messenger RNA of Alosa alosa (allis shad), 2194 nucleotides long. It is a transcript of the gene nsdhl, whose product is annotated as NAD(P) dependent steroid dehydrogenase-like. The record is from RefSeq and is a predicted model, not a curated record. Gene Ontology annotation, molecular function: 3-beta-hydroxy-Delta5-steroid dehydrogenase (NAD+) activity. Lineage: Eukaryota; Metazoa; Chordata; Actinopteri; Clupeiformes; Clupeidae. Bases 515 to 1552 code for a protein of 345 amino acids. Gene Ontology annotation, biological process: steroid biosynthetic process. The transcript has 8 exons.
AGACUGAAGCCAUUUUUUUAAUAUACAUAAUUUUACAUUAGGCCUAUUGUUUUUCUUUUAAGGUUUUAUAUCGAAAAUAAAAGCGAUUAUCUCUUGAAUAAAGGGAGCUAGCCACAUUCCUGCAUAUUUAGGCUAUUUAGCCUAACCAGCCAUAGGCUAUAACAAGCACAGGCCCUAAAUUAUCUUACUCCAGUUACUUACAACAGUGAGAUAUGAUAUUACAACAGUUUAUCUACAUAAAGUAGAAAGAGGUGGGCCGUUUGGUCGAUAGGACGGAUGACUGAUACAAAUAACCGUUGAUUGGUCUGAGCAUGGCGUUCUUUUGCGUUACUUUGUAUCAUUGGCAUUGCUUACUUGUCAAUUUGAUGUCGGCGGUUUUCAGCCACCAAUGAGAUUAUCACCAACUCGUCAGCUGAUGCAGUCUCAUAUUUGUAUGGAGACUCGUUUCGACUAGUGGCGUUUGAGCAUCUUUCAACCUCUCUUUUAGGUUCGGGUUUGGAAUAUCCUGUUCAGGAUGGCCACACGCAUUCGACCAAGCAGCAAAAGGUGUGCUGUCAUCGGUGGGUCAGGGUUCCUUGGGAGACACCUGGUGGAGAAGUUGCUGGAGAAAGGCUACACAGUUACAGUGUUUGACAUUCGACAGAGUUAUGACCUCCCUGGAGUGGCAUUUCAUGAGGGGGACCUUUGCGACAAACAGGCUUUACUUAAAGCUUUACAGGACGUUUCCCUGGUGUUUCACUGUGCCUCUCCAGCUCCUGCCAGUGAUGACCGUGCACUAUUCCAAAAAGUCAAUGUUGAUGGCACCCGCACUGUCAUACAGGCGUGUCAAGAGAGUGGAGUGCAGAAACUGGUUUUGACGAGUAGUGCCAGUGUGGUGUUUGAGGGCAGUGACAUUAAAGAUGGGAAGGAGGAUCUUCCAUAUGCGGAAAAACCUAUUGACUACUACACUGAGACCAAGAUUCAACAGGAAAAGCUGGUCCUUGAGGCCUGUAACAAGGAUAAAGGCUUCAUCACGGUCGCCAUUCGGCCCCAUGGCAUCUUUGGCCCUAGAGACCCUCAGCUUGUGCCCAUCUUGGUGGACACUGCUCGCCGCGGAAAGAUGAAGUUUAUCAUAGGUGACGGCUCUAACCUAGUGGAUUUCACUUUUGUGGAGAAUGUGGUUCAUGGGCAUAUUCUGGCUGCGGAGCACCUGAAGCCAGAUUCACCACUUUGUGGCAAGGCCUACCACAUCACCAACGACGAGCCUGUGCGCUUCUGGGACUUCAUGUCCCAGGUGCUGGUGGGGCUGGGCUACGACGCGCCACGCUACCACCUCCCCUACCAGCUGGUGUACGCCAUCGCCCUGCUGCUCUGGCUGCUGGCCCUGCUGCUCCGGCCGUUGGUCCGCUUCAAGCCCACCUUCACCCCCAUGCGCGUGGCCCUGGCGGGCACCCACCACUACUACAGCUGCUCUCGGGCAAAGCAGGACAUGGGCUACCGGCCGCCGGUCAGCCUGAAAGACGCCAUCACCCGAACGGUCGAGAGUUACCCGCACCUGCGGAAGGGAGCCUAGCGUGGCUGCUGACCUGUUUAGUUCACGACUCGCACACAUGCGCUGCCUGGUUGGGUGUCUGUAAGACUGGUUUGAAAAAGACUGUCUAAAUGUGUGGACACCGCUGCUAAUUGUGAGCCAUUGUAUGUGUUGAACUGGAAAUCUAUAUGUUCUCUACUGUAAUAUGCAUAGUAUGCAUAAAUGAAUGCAUUUCAACUGCCACCUCACCUGGUCUGAUACCUCAUCUCCAGGAAUGUUACUAUGGUUACCUUCCUAUGUGAGUGUGUGUGUGUGGUGCUGUGAACUCCUCUUCAGCUGGGUAAGUGUGUGCCACACGCAACAAAAGGGCUGACGGAUGUUUAGGAAUUCACUUGUUUGUCAAAGCCCAUAUACCAGAUUCCCAUUUGAAAUUCACACGUCAUGCCUUAAUGGGUUACACCUGAGUAUGGCUCAUCUGCUGGGACCAACAUUCCUUAGAACUGAAAAGUUAUGUUGUUGAAAUUAAUAUUUGACAAGCAGUUAAAUGAAAAACAAUCAGCAGUUAAAACAGUUAAUUUUAUAGUUGUAAUUACCAUGCCACUUUGUAUGCAUAGCACUUUGGAAUGACUUAUUCUCAUGCACAUAUUUGACAUUUUCCCAAAUGAAGAUGUUUCCAAAACCUUC